CUGUUUAGUACAACGCUUGUAGCGACAGCUGUUUAACGAGACAAGAGCGCACACUACUUCAUCGCGCCGCGUUGCAUCGCGUCGCUAGUAGGGGUAGAUGGGUGUAGUGGGUGUGUUCAUUCCCUGCAUUCAGUGCGACAUUUCUCGCUAACAGUUUAAGAUGGCGACCGUGCAUUUAAGGAUCGGGGAUCUGGUUUGGGGUAAACUUGGACGCUAUCCACCUUGGCCAGGAAAGGUCGUCAGUCCUCCGAAGGAUCUGAAAAAGCCACGAGGCAAAAAAUGUUUCUUUGUCAAGUUUUUUGGAACUGAAGAUCACGCCUGGAUAAAGGUGGAGCAGCUGAAGCCUUACCACCCCCACAAAGAGGAGAUGAUCAAGAUCAACAAAGGCAAGCGCUUCCAGCAGGCUGUUGAUGCAGUUGAGGAGUACCUAAAGAAGGCCAAGGGGAAAGAUCAGACACACUCUGAUGACAAAAGCAAGUCAGAUAAAGGGCGUAAAGCAGCGAAACCAAUGAAGAUCAUUGAAGAAGAUGAUGAAGAUGCCUUCAAGGGUGGCUCGUCAGACAAGGAACAGACUGAUUCUGACCCAGAGCCAUCCUCUGUACGACGGCUGGUCGCUGGAACAGUGUCAGGAUUCAAAUGGGAGAGCAGUCCAGCUUCAUCAAUGGAGCCCAUCACCAAACGCUUAAAGAUAGUCGAGGAGGACACAGGAUCAACGUCUAUUCAAGCAGCAGACAGCACAGCCAUCAACGGCAGCAUCACACCUACAGACAAAAGGAUAGGGUUCCUUGGACUAGGACUGAUGGGAAGUGGUGUGGUUUCUAAUUUGUUGAAGAUGGGGCAUGUUGUGACUGUUUGGAAUCGCACAGCAGAAAAGUGUGAUUUGUUCAUCCAAGAAGGUGCCAGAUUGGGACGAACACCCGCAGAAGUUGUGUCCCUGUGCGAUAUCACAUUUUCCUGUGUAUCAGACCCUAAAGCUGCCAGAGAUCUUGUGUUAGGUCCUAGUGGAGUCCUACAGGGAAUCAGGCCAGGCAAAUGUUACGUGGAGAUGUCAACUGUUGACCCAGAAACCACCACAGAGCUCGCACAGGUCAUCACAUCCAGAGGCGGCAGAUUCCUAGAAGCUCCGGUUUCGGGGAGCCAGCAGCUUUCCAAUGAUGGUAUGCUGGUCAUUGUUGCUGCAGGAGACCGCAGUGUUUAUGAAGACUGUAGCAGCUGCUUCCAGGCAAUGGGGAAGACGUCUUUCUUCAUAGCAGGGGAAGCAGGAAAUGCUGCACGAAUGAUGCUGAUUCUUAACAUGGUUCAAGGCAGUUUCAUGGCAACCAUUGCAGAGGGAUUGACCUUGGCGCAGGCCACGGGACAGUCGCAGCAAACAUUCUUGGAUAUUCUCUGCCAAGGACAAAUGGCAAGCACGUUUGUGGACCAGAAAUGCCAGAAUAUCUUGCAGGGCAACUUUAAACCCGAUUACUACCUGAAGCAUAUUCAGAAAGAUCUGAGAUUAGCCAUUUCCAUGGGAGAUUCGGUUAAUCAUCCAACACCAAUGGCAGCUGCUGCAAAUGAGGUGUACAAGAGAGCUAAAGCAUUGGACCAGUCGGACAAUGACAUGUCUGCAGUCUACAGAGCUUAUAUUCACUAAUCCUGUAGAUGUGCUUCACGUUCUGGACCACAAACCUCACCUUCUUUGUUCCUCUCCCUCUGUCUUUCUCUCCUCUGCUGAUGAAUUUUGUUGGGCACCAGUGAUAUGUUUUCCCAUGUGUAAUGGGAUCUAUUUAGCGGCCUAAUCUGAGCAUUGCAAUCACUGUAAUAUUGCUGCACCGAUUCUCAGUGGGAGGUUAUUAAACUCCCUGCAAAUGAUUAUUUUAUGAUUGAAGGUGCAGUGUAUUAUAUCCGCAUUUCGUUAAGGCUACUGUUGUUUAAAGAUCCUAGGGUUUUUAUUCAUCAUUCAUAUCUUUACAAAUGAAUUCCCACAUUACAGAUUUCUGGACAUCGGAAAUUACAAAGUAUGAACUUUUGAUCACAAACAGGCUUGAGGAGCACGACGAAGAAAAAAAGCCACUGCAUUGCCUUAAUACCCAUAUAUGAUAGAUGUAUUUAUUUAUUUUGUCUCUAAAGAUUACCAUCAUGUCAGGUGCAAUUUGGCCGUACAAUUUUUAUAAUUUUUUUUUUUUCACUCAGCAUUGGAGGUCACCUGUUCAGUUCAGUUCAAUUUAGUUUUUAUUGCCUUAUAAGAAAUUCAGUAUUUUUUUUUUAUAUUAUUUGAAAUUGGCUGUAAUAAUCACACAGAAGAUCCUGAAAUUAUUCAUCGUUUCCAAGUAACCUAAUGCUGAAAAGCAUCCAGUAGUUUUUCCAGUAUUGAGUCUUUAUCACUUUUGCAGUGGAACUUCCUGUUUUCCAGCUUGACUACUUUAGGAUCACAUUAGUGUAUUUUCAUUUUAAGUUGUUUUAUUUGUUUUGCUUUAUUUGGAAAUGUUUUAAUUGGACUUACAUUUUGUCCAAAUCAGUUGGCUGACAGAGUAAUCUGUUGCUCCAUUAAUUUUUUUUUUUUUUUUUUUUUUUUUUUUUUUUUUGCCUAAUUGGUUAAAAUAACUAUAUAGUUUUUAUUUGAAUUACCAUUGUAACUCAUGGAAAAAAAAUAAAAAUGUAAAACAAGGCCAAACUAACAUUAUGCUGCAUUUUAUCCCUAAAUUAUGAUUGCAUUUUUAGUGAUAUUGCAAGCCAUGAAUUCAGUGGAUUAUAAUUUGGUAAUUUUGAAAAAAAAAAAAAAAAUUCUCAGAACAAAUACAGGGUGAUUCAUUUUCUAUAAAUUGUUGUUCUGACAAAAAUAAAAAAAUAAAUUGCUUGGUUCUGGAUGAAAAUGUUGUGAUUUACUAAGAUUAAGACGUUGUGUAUAUAUCCCCAUUAAAGGGUUGGGUAAUUUGAAUACAUGGGAUAACAUGCUUUGUUUGACUCUACUGAAUUUAUUAAUCAUCUGUUGUCUUAAUAUUGUAGACUGUUCUUUUGUCUUAGAGAAUGGGUUUAUUUACUGUAAAUGGUUUGAUUUUUUUUUUUGUGGCUUAAACUAAGUUGGUAAUGACACCAGUUGUGCAAGAAAGGUGUCUGUGUUCAAAUUGGAGCUAUUUAUAAUUUCAUGUAAAUGUGAAAUUUAUUUUCUUUUUUUGUUUGUGCGGUCAACUGAACCCUCUGAAUAAACAAACCGAAUGUCCAGCUGGUUA
Messenger RNA from Carassius gibelio (silver crucian carp), 3209 nucleotides. RefSeq names its product cytokine-like nuclear factor N-PAC. The record is from RefSeq and is a predicted model, not a curated record. Bases 161 to 1633 code for a protein of 490 amino acids. NCBI's taxonomy places the organism in Eukaryota, Metazoa, Chordata, Actinopteri, Cypriniformes, Cyprinidae. Gene Ontology annotation, molecular function: oxidoreductase activity, acting on the CH-OH group of donors, NAD or NADP as acceptor; NAD binding; NADP binding. The transcript is spliced from 15 exons.